AUGUCCACUGAUCGAGAAAUGGUUGAUAGAGGAACUGGUGCAAGUCCUCCUUGUUCACCAACACGUGAAGUUGCUUGUUCGCCAAUAAAUUUUCAUUCUGCAAUUGAAGUAUCAACAUGUGAGGAUUUUGAAGAUGAUUUAAUGAUCAACCAACACGUGAAGAUGAGAAAAGACCAUGUGAAGGUGAUGAAUAACAGUCGACCAAUAAUUCCAAUUCCAUCUUCUUCAAGUAACACAUCAAACAAUAGUACACCGAUUUUGGCAUCAUCUUCUUCGAUGAAUCCAAUACCGCUAAUGUCGAUUGGAUUCAAUAAUGGUUAUGGUUGUCAUUCGACUAAUGGUCCAUCAACAUUCAAAAAGAGUACAGACAAAAAGUGGCGCAAAACUCGAGAGUGGCCUGUUGAUCCACCAGCUCGUUAUCGUUUUAAAUAUUAUCAACGACGAGACAGAGUCAAUCGUCGACAUCAACUUCAUUAUCACCACCCUAAUCAUGAUUAUCAAUGUCAUUGUCAAUCAUGUAUUUCUGGACCUCCAACAACAACAUCAUCAGUUCAAUAUCGCCAUGAACACAAUCAAAUCAACCAUAAUGAUCAAAUCUGUUGUGUCUAUCGAGAUUAUUGUUGA
This is a messenger RNA of Rotaria socialis, 624 nucleotides long. NCBI's taxonomy places the organism in Eukaryota, Metazoa, Rotifera, Eurotatoria, Philodinida, Philodinidae. The record is from the annotation of a GenBank genome assembly.